AUACUUCCUCACCCUGCAUCAGUUGAGUUUGCCCGCGGCUCCUCGUCAGCUGGCCGUGCGUAAUUCCCCAAUAGUACGAGUUGCGCCUUUUUUUUUUUUGUAUCCCCAUCAACUGGGGUUUUGCGCCGUGGUUGUUGCGCGCAGUACCACCAGGAGAGACUGGCAACAUCUCCGACUAGCACUACUCUAAUUUUUAUCAAAUGGGGGGAGCAGACUGCACCAGUGGGAGCCAAACGCCGACAGCACUUUGAACAGGCAAGCCUUCGGGAGCCGACAUGUACUAGUGACAGACGGCAGUUGUAGAGCGAGAGGAAACAGCAGACACCGACAAACAUGAGCGGCGGAGAAAUCAUCUUCCAAGGCUGGCUGAGAAAGUCACCACCGGAGAAAAAACUGAGGAGAUAUGCAUGGAAGAAACGCUGGUUUAUACUUCGCAGCGGGCGCAUGAGUGGUGACCCUGAUGUUCUCGAGUACUACAAGAACGACCACUCCAAGAAACCUAUCCGGGUCAUCGACCUGCACUGCUGUGAGCAGGUGGACGCUGGCUUAACCUUUAAGAGGAAGGAGUUCCAGGACAGUUUUGUGUUUGACAUCAAGACCUCAGACCGUACCUUUUAUCUUGUAGCUGAGACUGAGGAAGAGAUGAACAAGUGGGUCCGCUCCAUCUGCCAACUGUGUGGGUUCAACCAGUCAGAUGACAACCACGAUGGCAGGUUACACCAUAUGCCCCGUUCUGUUGGAGCAGAUGUCACUGGCUCCAUGACUCCUCUGAGUGGAGAGCGCAAGUCCUCUGCUCCCAUCCACUCCAGCCAGCCAGUCCUCUUCACCUUUGAUGUGCCUGUGCGCCACACACACCACAGCUCCUUGUCCAACAGUGCACCACAGGACUACCUCCUCCUCCACCAGUGCAUGAGCAGGAAGACAGAGAGUGCACGGAGCGCCAGUUUCUCCCAGGCCACACGAAGCAAUCUGUUUGUGGGGAGCGACUCUGCAGUGCAGAAGCUCUCGCAUGGCUUUUCCCACUGUCUAAAUGGCAUGGGUGCUCAGUUGCAUGGCUUCUACAGCUUGCCCAAGCCAGGAAAACACCAGUUGCCAGUCCACGAUGACUCGUCUCAGGAGGCCUGUUACGUGCUUCCGCGAGGUUACAGUUCAGAGGCACCAGCUCACAGUGGUCUAGGUGAGCCUGAGCUGGAGAACGAGGAGGUUUACACCUUCAAAACGCCCUGCAACGCUCUUGCCACCAUGCAUAGCAACGAGCGUCAACCUGACAAUUAUGACCUUCCUACACCACCUGGUUCCUUCUACCAGAUCCCCCGGACAUUUGAUAAGAAUCACAAUGCCUUGACACCUUCCAGCUCUGAGUCGUCCUGUGCUCCUCCUCCCAGGCCCCCUAAACCUAGCCAGGGGUCAGAGGGGCAGUGGGGGAGUCCCCAGUCAGUGGGAAGCCAGAAUGGAGAGUUGACGUCUGCGGUGUCAGUUAUCCCACGCAGGAAUACUCUCCCCGCUGUUGAGAACAUCAGGCUUCACAGAGGCUCCUCCUUUGAAACUAACAGCCAUCACCGUCCCAUCCAUUUCAACAACUCAGGCCAGUCUGUGGAGUCUGUCAAUGAUGGGUUCAGCUCCUACCUGAGAACCAAAGCCCCCCUGACUCGCUCAGACAGCGGCAACUCGGAUGACAACUAUGUGCCCAUGAAUCCUGGGUCCUCGCCAGCGCCACUCAUUGCUGCCCAGGCUGACAGUCCUAAGAAUAUCUACAUCCCUAUGAGCCCUGGGCCACAUCACUUUGACUUCCCAGGAUUCUCUGCAACAUUACCUGCCCGUAAGGGGAGCAGCGCCUCCCUGUGUCACAGGCCCAGCCGUCUCAGUGAUGUUACACCACCACCCAUCAACCGCAACCUCAAACCUAACAGGAAAUCGAAGCCAACACCUCUUGAUUUAAAGAACAAUGGGAUCAUUGAUGAGCUGCCAUUUAAGAGCCCAGUCACCAUGUCCUGGACACGGCCCAUGGCUGCUAUGAACUCCAUGUCCUCCCAGCAUUGUCGACCCAUCUCUACACAGAGCAUCACCAGCACUGACUCUGCAGACAGCGAAGAGAAUUAUGUGGCUAUGCAGAACCCAGCGUCUACCUCUCCAGCCGUGAGUGGCACCAGCAGCCCGGCCCCCAGGAAGUGUGGCAAUGUGGACUACCUAGCACUGGACUUCCAGCCUGGGUCCCCAAGCCCACACAGAAAACCCUCUACAUCCUCUGUGACCUCUGAUGAGAAGGUGGACUAUGUGCAAGUGGACAAGGAGAAGACGAAGGCACUGCAAAGCACCAUGCAGGAGUGGACCGAUGUGCGGCAGUCUACUGAACCUGCCAAGGGGGUCAAGUCCUGACACUGACCCGUGCAAAGAAAUGACUUAAAAAAAAAAAAAAAAAAACAGAAGAAAAUUCCAAUCUUAAGUCAAGCAUCUCCAGUGUCAUGUUCCUAUCAUUAUUAUGAAUACUGGUUUGGCUUGUUUAAGACUGAAAUGUUUGGACAAAAAGCCAUAACCUAUCCUAUGCCUGUUGUCCGUGAUGAUUACUACUGCAGUGCACUGCUAACAUGCAGGAUAUCAGGCCAUAUAGGUGAAGCGCCCUGCCAAAGCUCUUCAUGCAGACUGUUAUAACAGAGUAUGGACAAUUGAUAAUGUGUAUGAAAAAUAUCAUCCUUAUUUAUCAAUCCACCCUUUACAAAUUGCAAGUUUUUCCUCAUAGCUGUGCCACCCUCCCCCUCUGCAACAGUCUAACAUUUUUUUGCAUCUAGCAGAUAAUUUACCCAAUUGCUGCCAUUUAACACACUAGCAGAGGCUAACUGGUCGAUAACCAAUUUAAUAUACUGUAAGAGUAUGCUUACUGGUCUCAGGAAUGCCAAGAUGCACUCCAAUUUUGGCAUGCAGGCAGACUCUCUUUUCACUUCAAUCUAUCAUUUGUGCUGAGUCUUGCAGAAGCAGCAAGGAGAUUAUUUUCACUGCGGGCAAUCAUUUCAGCUUAGCAGUGCAUGUCUGGUAAGAGGAGGGGGGAAAAAUACAGCGAUACAAAGGCCCAUGUCAGAAGCCCUAAUGAUAACUGUGCAUGACUGUUGCCUCAGUUUCAAUUAAGUAUGAGCCCAAACCAUAUUUAAAAGCUGUCAGGCAAGACGGCAGGCCAAUUAUUUCAAUGCAGGUACAAAGUCUGUAACGUCCAAAUGUACAGAAUGAAGAAAACAAGGAGAAGUAUCUUGUGUCUUUGUAGGUUUGACUUCAGUGACUAAUUCACUUCAGGUAAUAUUCUAAUGCAUUUCAUUUUAAAUGUGCACUGACCAAGAAAAUUAUUGAGUUGGAGGAAGGAAAAAUAAUGCAAGAGUUAAGAUAUCCUCUCUCUCUCUCUCUCUCUCUCUCUCUCUCUCUCUCUCUCUCUCUCUCUCUCUUCAUCUUCCUCUCCCUCUCAAGACCAUAAAUACAAGCUAAGUGGAAGGAGAAUAGCAUAUUUAUGUUUUCCAGAAUUUAUGUCUUCGGUCUUUGAUAUACCACACACUACAGCUAUGUCUCUGAAGAGUAAUUGUUUCCUCUAUAUAAAUUAUUAAUAGAAUGACAUAUUUGCAGCACAUCUUGUUGACUGUUUGACGCACUUGUCUGAGACAAAAAAAGUGCACUGCAGUAAUGUAACUUUGUGCUGUUCUUGCAGAGGCAACCAGCCACAAUGAAGAUUUGCCAAUGAUCGUGGUCACUUAAAAAUAGUUGAGGAAAGAAUGUUUUCUUAAUUUCCUAAACUCUUCUUUGUUUAAUUUGCCUUAUGUUCUCAUUUCAGUUUGGAGUGUAAAUUUUUGCCUUGAAGAAAUUUAAUUAUUUGCCAUAUUAUUCAAGGAGGAGCCAUAUUGUAUUUAGGACAACUGAAUGAUCAGUCUCUAGUUCAACUUAAGUCCAGUAUUUCAUUGUGGGCUGGAACCACUGAAGGGUGAAUCUACAUUUGAUCUUAAUAUGAAUAGUGUGGCCAUGCAGUGCUGGAUGGUAUUAUUGAUUAUUUCUGUAAGAUUUACUUCUUAAUGUUUUUCUACCAUUUUUACUGCUUUUUGUAUUCUUUUUAUCAUUAUUUUUUACUGAAACGUGUAAGCAAGUGAUAUUCAUAAGAACUGGGUCAGGCUAAAUUAAGCUAAGUUUGUUACAACAUGUAUUUUAUUCCUUUUUAAAUUCCCAUUUUUAUGAUCUAUACAUGAAAUGGGGAGGCUGGCAGUUUGCACUGGCAACGCCCUUCCUGGGUGAACUGUGAUUCACAAAGAGUGAGAGCGAAAGAGGAAAGAAAAGACUGAAGAAAAGCCUGUCUCCCUGUCAGUCUCUGAAGUGAAAUGGAUGUGUAAUUUAUUAUCUAGAGAGACCCGUUGUAAACAGAAGAACUGUGUAUGUGUUGUGGUAGAUUGUGAAUUGUAGUAUGUUAAAUGACAGCCUGACUGGGUGACACUGAAAACACUGCUCAGAUCUACUGUCAGACUGUCACUGGGUUGACGUACUGUACUAGUAGAGAUCAUUUUUUAACCACUUUUAUUGCUACUACUGUAAAGCAUUUGCAGAUUGCUCGUGUUUUAAUUUAUUAAUUUAUUGUGUGUUUUGGAGUUGAUAAUUGUAAAAAGGAAAAACAACAACAACCAAACAAGGAAACCUUCUCUCUACUAACACUGAUGUAUGCAAACUGUCUUGAUUUUGUGAAGCAAUAUGACAAAUAAUGCCAGUGUGAUGGUACAGUUAACUUGGGAUUCACAAGAAUACAAGAUUUUGUUAUUCCUGUAUUAAGGUAGACUUAAACUGUGGACAUAGAAUAAAUCAAGAAGUGAGUAA
Messenger RNA from Lates calcarifer (barramundi perch), 4830 nucleotides. It is a transcript of the gene gab2, whose product is annotated as GRB2-associated binding protein 2. The transcript is spliced from 10 exons. The coding region runs from base 334 to 2376 and encodes 680 amino acids. The record is from RefSeq and is a predicted model, not a curated record. NCBI's taxonomy places the organism in Eukaryota, Metazoa, Chordata, Actinopteri, Centropomidae.